AUGUUACAAGUGAAUUAUUUCUGGCGGGUGAAUGUGUCCAAAGUGAUUUCCCUUUUUUUCCUGCCACUAUGGAUCGCCUUAUUGAAGACUAACUUUGUUCUGUACGAACGUGCAACGCUGAAGGCAGGUGUGGGGGCCCCCCCGAGAGAAUUAUCAACCCUAUCCGAAAUUGUACAGCACUAUUACCCAGAGGCUCAACUGAAGGGGGGAAGUAAAGCAAACAAGAGGGAGGUUGCGGCGAUAGUACAAGAAAUGAAAUCAUUGGAAAAAUCAAGAAGCACUCUGAAACGUAAAGUCUCAGGUAAAAAAAUAAUAAUGCAUAGCUUUAACCUUUAUACGCAGUUUUUAACAAAAAUAAGAAAAAAAAUGAUGAACAAUUUAUCAGACCAGUUAUCGCAGCUAGCUUCCCAAAACCGAAUGCCCGAAAAGGAUAAAAAGAAAUUAUGGGAAGAAUGCCAAACUGCAAUAGAUAAAGAAUUUGAAUAUGUGAAAAAUUCCUAUGCUAUGGUUGGUGACAUUUAUGCCAAAGCUGAGUUGAUACUUGGAAUAGGCUACUCAGAUUUGCUGAGCAGAUACCUUAAAGUGUGGAAAAGCGUCUUAUAUAGCAGUGAAAAGAAGUGGAGUGAGGCGUUAGUUGAAAGAACGAAAAAAGGUAAAUACUCCGCAGGAACGGAGAAGUCGGAUUUGAAGAGCGGCGCCAAGGGGGAGGAGAAGGGGAAAGCACCAGAUAAGGGGAAAGCACCAGAUAAGGGGAAAGCACCAGAUAAGGGAAAAACACCAGAUAAGGGGAAAGCACCAGAUAAGGGAAAAACACCCGAUAAGGGAAAAACACCCGAUAAGGGAAAAACACCCGAUAAGGGAAAAACACCCGAUAAGGGAAAAACACCCGAUAAGGGAAAAACACCAGAUAAGGGAAAAGCACCAGAUAAGGGAAAAGCACCAGAUAAGGGAAAAACACCCGAUAAGGGAAAAACACCCGAUAAGGGAAAAACACCAGAUAAGGGAAAAGCACCAGAUAAGGGAAAAACACCCGAUAAGGGAAAAACGCCCGAUAAGGGAAAAGCCCCCGAUAAGGGAAAAGCCCCCGAUAAGGGGAAAGGGAAGGGGAAGAAGUAA
Messenger RNA from Plasmodium vivax (malaria parasite P. vivax), 1116 nucleotides. Its product is annotated as RAD protein (Pv-fam-e). The transcript is spliced from 2 exons. Lineage: Eukaryota; Apicomplexa; Aconoidasida; Haemosporida; Plasmodiidae. The record is from RefSeq and is a predicted model, not a curated record. The coding region runs from base 1 to 1116 and encodes 371 amino acids.